AGAUGCGUCUGUCUCAAUCACCACUAAUGCGGAUUGAGCGGAAGGACAGGGUGUGACAUAUCCGGGUGCAGCUUAACGACCAACACAAAGCCCUUUCAAUCCCAGCCCCGACGUCUCUCAACGGAGCCGCAGCGGGAAGACGGGACGCGAGGAAACGAGCACCGCAAAGCAGAGAGCAGCUAGCCCCGGGAGAGGAGCCGGACCGGGUGCCGGGCAGAGAGGCGACCUCUGUGUGUCAGACCUGCGGAAAACAUGGCAACCGAGAUGCAUAACCUUCAAGAGCUGAGGAGAAGUGCAUCCCUGGCCACCAAAGUGUUUAUACAAAGGGAUUACAGUGAUGGAACCAUGUGUCAGUUCCAGACCAAGUUCCCACCAGAACUGGAAAGUCGGAUUGAGAAGAAUCUAUUUGAGGAGACUGUGAAGACAUUAAAUUUAUUUUACAUGGAAGCUGAAAAGAUUGGAGGCAGUUCUUACUUGGAGGGCUGCUUAGCCUGUGUCACAGCCUAUUUUAUUUUCCUAUGCAUGGAAACGCAUUAUGAAAAGGUGUUAAAGAAGAUCUCCAAAUACAUCCUGGAGCAAAACGAGAAGAUUUAUGCUCCCAGAGGCUUACUAAUUACGGAUCCAGUUGAGCGUGGAAUGCGUGUUAUUGAAAUUUCAAUUUAUGAGGACCGAUGCAGCAGUGGUAGCAGCAGCAGCGGAAGCUCCAGCAGCACCAGCAGUGGUGGUGGAGGUGGCGUCCCCAAUCGGCCCCGAUGACUGGCAGAGAGUCCCUGUGGGGACCUGUACUGCCGAGAUGACGGCCUCUCAGAAAUCAGAAGACUAAGAUAUCAGAGCACACGGUUUUAACACUAGGCCAUGCUUUUUACAGUAGGACCUGGUAGGAGUUAUACAUCUGGUGCAAAAUCUUCUCAAUGACUAAAUGAGCCAUGCAUGGAAUCCACUCAUCAAAAAAAGCAAAUCUGGACUUCUGAGAAUCCGAUUUUAGGAAGCAUUGUACCGAACUGAUUUUUUCUAGCUCUUAAGUGAUAUAUGAGACUUUAUGUAUGUGAACAUAAAUAUAUAACUUACAUUAUUGUAAAGGAUCUCCAUAUUUCUUCUUUGUGAUACAGUUAAAAAACAUAGAAGACCAUCAA
This is a messenger RNA of Spea bombifrons (plains spadefoot toad), 1133 nucleotides long. RefSeq names its product golgin A7 family member B (gene GOLGA7B). The record is from RefSeq and is a predicted model, not a curated record. The transcript has 5 exons. Gene Ontology annotation, biological process: protein targeting to membrane; peptidyl-L-cysteine S-palmitoylation. Bases 253 to 756 code for a protein of 167 amino acids. Gene Ontology annotation, cellular component: palmitoyltransferase complex. NCBI's taxonomy places the organism in Eukaryota, Metazoa, Chordata, Amphibia, Anura, Pelobatidae.